Molecule: messenger RNA, 1164 nt
Organism: Ophidiomyces ophidiicola
Lineage: Eukaryota; Fungi; Ascomycota; Eurotiomycetes; Onygenales; Onygenaceae
Gene: FMT1
Product: Methionyl-tRNA formyltransferase
Exons: 4
Coding region: 1-1164 (387 amino acids)
Biological process (GO): conversion of methionyl-tRNA to N-formyl-methionyl-tRNA; biosynthetic process
Cellular component (GO): mitochondrion
Molecular function (GO): methionyl-tRNA formyltransferase activity
Source: RefSeq, a predicted model, not a curated record
AUGGGUUUUAUUCAGAAUUCACGCGUAAUUGAUUUUCGACCACGGCUUCUAUUCUUCCGAACGAUACGACUAUCCUCCACAAAAUCAUGCGAGCCACUCAAGAUACUCUUUUGUGGAUCGGACGAGAUCAGCAUUGCUUCAUUGAAGGCCCUUCAUGCUGAACACAAAGCAUCUCCUACAACAAUCGCCUCUAUUGAUGUUGCCUGCAGACCUGGGAAACGUGUGGGCCGAGGACGGAAAAUAAUUCGUGAAGUUCCAAUUAAGGCUGCAGCAAAGGAUCUUUCUCUUACGGUGCAUGAGAUAGACACUUUUACUGGGUGGACUCCUCCUCACAAGGAUCCGUAUAAUUUGAUUGUGGCGGUAUCGUUUGGCCUCCUAGUACCUCGUCGUAUCCUAGGACUUGCUAAAUAUGGGGGCCUCAACGUUCAUCCUUCGUUGUUGCCGGAUUUUCGAGGCCCUGCACCAAUAUACCACACCCUUCUGGCAGGAGACACAAAGACCGGGGUAACAUUGCAGACUCUCCACGAGUCUAAGUUUGAUCACGGAACAAUUUUGGACCAGACAAGUUUUGAUAUUCCACAGCCUGAGACGUGUGGUGUCCAGGAGCUUAGUAGUAUCUCAGCCAAAAGGGCUGCAGAAAUACUCAUUAGUGGAAUUAAGAAGCGGCUUUUUGUCCCGCCACUGUUGCCUCUCCAUCCUCCUUCUUCGGAAGCGAACGCUAGGAAUGCUGCAAAAAUCCACCCAUCUGAUCGUCACAUUGACUGGUCAUCAUGGACGUGGGAUCGAAUAUUUCGAUAUCACAGGAUUCUAGGUUCUCUGUGGAACCAUGCUGCCGUACCGGAUAGUAACGGAUCAUAUUCACACAAGAGAAUUAUUUUUAUGGACCUAGACACUGUUGAACCAGAUAUCAUGCCGGAAUUUAUAUUACCAGUGGAACCGGGGAUACCUUUCGCACUGCACGAUUCAUUCACUGAAGAUCAAGAUCGACCGAUAUACGUUCUUUCGAGCGACAAAAGGAUUAUUCGCGUCAACAAAAUCAAGGUUGAAGGAUAUCCAUCUAAAGGAGCAUAUCAAGCGGCUAUAAAGGCUAAGAUCAUGGACCCGCUAAUUGAGGAAGAAGUCCACGAUAAUACCAUUUCCAGAUUCCAUUCACAACUCCAGUAA